Molecule: messenger RNA, 1438 nt
Organism: Notothenia coriiceps (black rockcod)
Lineage: Eukaryota; Metazoa; Chordata; Actinopteri; Perciformes; Nototheniidae
Product: extracellular calcium-sensing receptor-like
Exons: 7
Biological process (GO): G protein-coupled receptor signaling pathway
Cellular component (GO): plasma membrane
Molecular function (GO): G protein-coupled receptor activity
Source: RefSeq, a predicted model, not a curated record
AUGUAUACCCCAAUAUCCAGCAACCCCUCGCCACCAUCUUCAGCCAAAGUAUGCAAACUCCAAAACAGUUUUGAGCCAGGCUUUGUGGCCAAAGGUGACUAUAUAAUUGGAGGGAUCUUCCCCCUUCACUAUAACCAGGAGAUGCCAGACCUGAACUGCACCUACAGGCCACCACCAGUAAAAUGCAAUGGAUUUGAUCCCAGGGCUUUCCGCUGGGCUCAAACUAUGAGGUUGGCAGUGGAGGAGAUAAACCAGAGUGCAGAGCUAUUACCCAAUUACACACUUGGGUACAAAAUCUUUGAUUCAUGUGCAUAUCCACUGACCGGCCAGAGGGCUGCUCUGGCUGUGUUAAAUGGGCUGAGUGAGGAUGACUCUCCCACGUGCAGCGGUGCCUCCCCACUCCUCGCUGUGAUCGGGGAAUCUGGUUCUGCUCAAUCUAUUGUGGUGUCAAGAAUCCUGCAACCAUUCAGAAUCCCAAUGAUCAGUUACUUUUCUUCGUGUGCAUGUUUUACUGACAGAAAAAACCAUCCCACCUUCUUCAGAGUAAUCCCCAACGAUGAUUAUCAGGUGAAAGCCAUUGCUCAGCUGCUGGUACGAUUCAACUUCACUUGGGUGGGGUUGGUGCGAGGAGACCAUGAAUAUGGGCGCUUUGCUGUGCAAGGUUUACUGAGAGAAUUACAGGGUACCAAAGUGUGUGUAGCGUACCAAGAAAUGAUACCUCUGCUCUACAAUCGUAAGAGGGCUCUGGAGAUCUUGCAGGUGAUGCGUAGCUCUACUGCAAAAGUGGUGGUGGUAUUUUCAGCUGAGGGGGAGAUGACGCCUUUCUUGAGAGACUAUAUGACACAGAACAUCACUGGAAUCCAGUGGGUUGCCAGUGAAGCGUGGGUCACAGCAUCCGUCUUUACAGCCAGUGAGUAUUACCCCUACCUAGGGGGCACCAUCGGGUUUGGCAUCAGAAAAGGUCAAAUCUCCGGACUCAGUGACUACCUGCGGACAGUCAACCCUCGAUCCCUGUUUCCUUCCUGCUCAGGACAGGAGUCCCUGUUAGAGCAGCAUUCAGCCUACAUGAAUACAUCCAGCCCUAGAGUGGCCUAUAACGUCUAUAAGGCUGUGUAUGCAUUUGCUCAUUCCCUGCACAACCUUCUUCUCUGUCAACCGGGCAGUGGCCCUUUCCAAUACAACUCAUGUGCUCAAAGCAACAACAUAUACCCCUGGCAGCUCCAGCACUACCUCCAGGAAGUGACAUUUAACAUUGCCGGGGAGGAAGUGAACUUUGACCUAAAGGGUGACUCUAUAUCUUAUUAUGACAUUCUCAACUGGCAGAGAGGCAUGGGCGGGAACAUUGAAUAUGUCAACGUGGGGUUGUUUGAUGGAACCAAGCCUGCCGGAGAGGAGCUGUUAAUCCAGGAGGACAGGAUCAUGUGGGCAGGGCAUCAGA